Dioscorea cayenensis subsp. rotundata (Guinea yam) is the source of this 1803-nucleotide messenger RNA. RefSeq names its product DEAD-box ATP-dependent RNA helicase 38. The coding region runs from base 21 to 1526 and encodes 501 amino acids. The transcript is spliced from 8 exons. The record is from RefSeq and is a predicted model, not a curated record. Gene Ontology annotation, cellular component: nucleus; cytoplasmic stress granule. Gene Ontology annotation, biological process: poly(A)+ mRNA export from nucleus. NCBI's taxonomy places the organism in Eukaryota, Viridiplantae, Streptophyta, Magnoliopsida, Dioscoreales, Dioscoreaceae. Gene Ontology annotation, molecular function: RNA helicase activity; ATP binding; RNA binding.
CGACCUUUCUUCAUUCAUCAAUGGCGGACCCGGCGAAGACUGAGGAGAAGCGGCGGGCAUGGGGCGACGAGGACGAGGAAGAGGACUCUUCGUCGGUAGCGUCCUCUUCCUUGGUAACGGCAGCUUCGGUGGCGGCCGAGGGUAAGGCCGCUGAGGGCGAGGCCUCCGAGCUCAAGAAGAUCGAGGAGCUCUCGAUCACUGAGAAGAGCCGUACGCUAGAUGAUCCCGAGGACUCUGAGAUCAAGGCGGUUACUUCGGGAAACACAGUUUAUGAGGCUGCUGUGAAGUUUGAGGAUCUUAACCUGUCCCAAGACCUGAUCAAAGGACUUUAUGUUGAGAUGGGUUUCACUCGCCCUAGCAAGAUUCAGGCAGUGUCUCUACCUAUGAUUCUGACUCCGCCAUACAAAGAUCUUGUAGCUCAAGCACAUAAUGGUUCUGGUAAAACCACUUGUUUUGUGCUUGGCAUGCUGAGCAGAGUUGACCCGACUAAAGAAGGACCACAAGCCAUGUGUAUUUGUCCUACUAGGGAACUGGCACAACAGAAUCAAGCUGUUCUCAUGAGGAUGGGAAAGUACAGUGGUAUAACUUCAAUGUGUGCUAUACCAUCAGAGUCUGCAGGCUAUAUACCUGUUUAUAAGCGUCCAGAGGUAAAAGAGCAUGUUGUCAUUGGCACUCCAGGCACUAUUAAAAAACUGAUGACUGGGAGGAAGUUGAAGACAGGGAAUAUCAAGAUACUUGUUUUUGAUGAGGCAGAUCACAUGCUUGCAGAAGGUGGUUUUAAGGAUGAUUCUGAAAGAAUUAUGAAGGAUAUUAGAAAAGAAAGUGGAGGAUGCCAGGUGCUUCUAUUCUCUGCUACAUUCAAUGAAACUGUUAAAGCAUUCGUAUCGAAUGUUGUCCGGGAUGGAAACCAGAUAUUUGUGAAGAAAGAAGAUCUCACUUUGGAAAAAGUUAAACAGUACAAGGUUAAGUGUUAUCGAGACCGUGAACGUCCAGAUGAGCGUCUCAAAAUAGAAGUGAUAAAGAAGAUUCUUGAAUAUGGACAGAAGGUAGGGCAGACGAUUAUAUUUGUUCGAACAAAGGAGAGUGCCAGAAAUUUGCACAAGCAACUGUCUAGUGAGGGUUACGAGUGCACAUCCAUUCAAGGUGCUCUUGUUAUUGAGGACAGAGACAAAAUAAUCAAAGAAUUUAAAGAUGGAUUAACCCAGGUCCUUAUAACAACUGAUCUCCUUGCUAGAGGUUUUGAUCAAGCACAGGUUAAUUUGGUUGUCAACCAUGAUCUUCCCGUAAACUAUGAGUCCUAUAGACGAGGAUCACCUGAGCCUGAUUGUGAGGUGUACUUGCAUCGAGUUGGUAGAACUGGGCGUUUUGGUCGCAAGGGUGCUGUGUUCAAUUUGCUCGGUAGCAGAGAUGACGAGGCUUUGUUGGAGAUGAUCGAGAACCAUUUCCAGCACAAAAUUCCUAUGGUGGAUAAUGGCCAGAAUGACGAUAGUAUUGUAAACGCCAUUAAAGAUGCUGGUUUGUUAUAGAAAUUUCUGUCAGACUUUACAUUUCAGCAUCCUUUAUCAGAGACUUCAGGAGGCAAAUACAUGCAGAUGCUCAUUUGCAACUGGUUUUUGCUGUUUUGUUAUUGGUUCCAAAUUUGAGUUAAUGGAGUAAAAAAACUUUUUAGAAAGAGUUGAGUGGUUAAAAACCCCUCUUUUAAAUUGCUCUGUUACAUGGAUGCCAUUUGAUUAUCGAUGCACCUGUAUUUCAGAAAUUCUUGUGAACAAAGUGGUAUAUCAUGAUGUGUAUUAAUUUGAAGCA